AUGGACGAAGAGGCUUCUUUAAAACAACGUUUAUCUUUGGAUGAAAGACACGUUAAAUUACUAGAAAAAAAGUUUAUAAUAUUUUUACAAAAUCUGUAUAAUGAACCAGUAGAAUCAGCACAACUUCAAUUAGAAAAUCUGUUGAUUCUAUUAUUAAAUUACCAAACAAGUCUUGAACGUCAUCCUCUUACAAUCAAUGCAAAUAAUAAAGAAAUUGAACAAUAUAAAAGCCUAGGCGAACAAACAGACGUGAUUAAAGAACAAGCAGGAGGCGAUAUAGAAUCUUUAAGAGAACAAUUAAUUAAAGAACAGAAAAAGCGAAAUCAGAAAUUAGAAUAUGAUCGUGUUGCAAGAGAGAUUCUCAAAUAUGACACAAGAGAUGCAUAUAUAGCAUCUAUUGAUAAGCUUCAAAGAGAUAUUGAUUUAUUAGAGAGAGAAAAAAAACGAAAAUUGGAAGCUUUUGAACGCCGUAAAAGGAAUUUAACCACACUUGUUACUAAUCUUAAGGAAUUACAAAAAUCAGUGGAUGAUGAGCGUAGUAUAAUAACAGAAGAUCAGCAAAGAUUUGUGGAUAUGGAAAGAGGAUAUGUUUCCUCAGAUAACGACGAUGAUAUUGGAUUAUCAGAUAAUGAAUCAGAAAAUGAAAGUGAGAACCAACCUACUCAUUCUACAUACAAUAGAUUCCAAGAACGCGGUGAUGAUGAUGAGGACGAUGAUGAUGAUGAGGAAGAAGGAAUUGUAGUUGAAAUGCCUACAACUGUAAAUGAACAAGUUACUGAAUAGCUCAUUGUAUAUACAUAUACAUUCUCUAUAUAUAUUAAAGCAAUUAAUAAUAACAAGUGUUAAAAAUGACUCCUUAAAUGCAUUUUGUCAACGAGUUUAUGUUGAGUUAAAUUUAAAGAUGUAGCAUGGCUAGUACACAUGUAGAAUGAAAUUAGACUAUUGUAUUAUAAUUAGUAGUCAUAGGACGACUAUUAUUAGUCUUAUACAAAAUAGAGUUCAUAUAUAGCUACUCUGUAUUUAUAAGAACUAGAAGGGAUAAUAUGACCAUG
This is a messenger RNA of Cokeromyces recurvatus, 1052 nucleotides long. RefSeq lists its product as uncharacterized. The coding region runs from base 1 to 783 and encodes 260 amino acids. The transcript has 6 exons. Gene Ontology annotation, biological process: mRNA processing. Gene Ontology annotation, cellular component: THO complex part of transcription export complex. The record is from RefSeq and is a predicted model, not a curated record. NCBI's taxonomy places the organism in Eukaryota, Fungi, Mucoromycota, Mucoromycetes, Mucorales, Mucoraceae.